UCGACACCGCCCUGCCGCCACAGAAACAUCAAGUCCAUUAUUUGUGUCGAAAAUGUUGUGACAGAAAGAAGAUUCUGCCGUUUUUCCUCGACGAUUUUAGAUUGCGGUUUUGGAAAUGGCUUUUGCGAACACUUCCGCUUUGAAAACACCCACCGUGUUGGAGCAGUUAUUAGAGGAGAUCAAUUUCCAAAGGACAAAGGAAAUGCGGCAGCUGUUGAAGGAUGAGUCAGGAUUCGUAAUGCUUCAAGGAACAACCUACUGGACAGAUUUGUUCGUGCGGCACUUCCUUUUCCAAAACGAAUCCACCAUGGAUUGUGAUGACUUGUUGUUUUUCGUUCGGAAAAAGCAUGUCAAGGGAUCGUCGAGAUUCUCACCAAAGUUUGAGACUGAAGUGGACGUUUUCCGAAAGGACAGCCGAAAGCUACCAAUCGGAGACCCUGAUAUAGAUUGGGAAGAAACAGUCUAUCUCAACCUAAUCAUACACCAGUUCGAGUAUACUUUAACGUUAGCCAUUUGCACCCGAACCAGUCCAAAGGAAUUACAAGUCUUAAAGCGACUGUCGCAAAAGGUAUACGCAUCUCCAAGUAGAAGAAGGAUGGACACCAAGGGGGAAGUGGAGGAGAUUACUUACCCCCACAUCUGCUUCAUGGUGGACAAUUUCGAUGAAGUCUUCCACGAUAUUCUCGUCAGGGACGGAGAAAUGGUGUGUGUCGAGUUAGUGGCAUCCGACAGAUCUGGAUCAGUUCAAGGUGUCAUAUUCCUCGGAUCGAUCCGUUACGAUGCUUUAAAGAAAGUGUACGACGCUAGGCAAUCGAGUCUCAGUACGAAAAUGGCUCAGCGCAUGACCUUCGGUCUUUUCUCAAACUCCGCCUCACAACGGUGCGAAUUUGUUCGUAUGAAGGGUCCUCAAGGCAAAGGUCAUGCGGAGAUGGCUGUUACCAAACCGAAGGGUUCCGGAGUCGAAACGCCGACUUCUGAGCCGGGUUUCUGUGCAACUGACAUGUGGGACUCUGACUGGGAAGAGGAUCCUGAGGAGUUUUACGUGUACAGGAACCAAAGGAGGCUGAGCGAUCCUAGCGCUAAUAUCAAUAAUUUUGUGAGAGGUGGCUGGAAGUCGAAGCUUGAUGUGAAAGCAAGGUCGGAGAGUGAAGGAUUGGAUUGUAUAGAUAAUGGUGUUAGUGAGAUCGAAGCUGGAGAUUUAAGAGAUGAGAAAUCUCGUCCUGCUUCUGUAUCUGGAAGAAAUUGCUGCGGUUGCUUCAAGAGGACCAAAAGGGACUCGGUGACACUUUUGGAGAUGUACGAUCGAACCUGUCGCCAUCCUUCCUUAUGUGCUGAACGAGCUCCUCUAGGACCGCCGGGCACGCCUUGCAAAUGCACCCCUCAAAUAAACAGCUUAAUGACACAGUCGGAAUUUGAGGUCGGCAAAGAGAAGAGCAAAUCGAAGCCGAAGAAAAAGCCGAAGGAGAAGUGCAAGAAUGCGAAUUACAACACGGAAUUUGAGAUUGCCGACGACGCAAUAAGUUUGAAUAACGAGUCCGGUGACGAUAGGCCGCCGAGCAGAGCGUCGCAGAAGUCACUGAAAGAUGAGGACCCGUAUAUAAACGUGAACGGCAAGGAGGAGCUCCCCAGCAAGUAUCGCAUAUCGGACAAUAUGUCGAGAACAAAUGAUAACCGUAAGACUGAAUGUAAGAUUGUGGUAAACGAUGUAAAUAAUCGAGAAACCGUCAAAGUAAAUAAUAAUAUUGAUGGUAAUUACAAUAAACUUAGUAUUAAGAAUGUAUAUAGUUAUUGCACGUUGCCGAAGAGUAAGAAGAUAAAUAAUCAGAAGGGCGGCGUCAGGCAUAUCAGUCCGCCCAAAAGAAUCACCCCAGAUGGGACCCACAUUUAUUAUUGGUGUGAUGUCCAGAAAAAAGCGAGUCAUGAACUGGAUGAUGGUGCUUAUAAUCCGUUGUGGACAAUGAGGGGAUUCACACAAACAUUCCACUUCUGGAAAGAGAACAAAAGAGCACAAUCAGUUCCCUUGAACGCUUUUUUAACGUAUGUAACAUUGCCUUGGUGGAGCAUAGCAAAAGAUAUUUUGGAUCACCGAGAAGGACCUAUUUUGACAUUCUAAGAUUUUAUAAGUACAUAUUUUGUAACAAGUUUUUUAAAUAUGUGUAUUAGAACAAAUAUUGAUCAUAAGUUGUGUCGAAUUAUACUUUUAGCUUUCGAAUACUGUCGAAUUUUUUCCAAAUUCCUUUGUAAACUAUUAAGGGAAUUAGAAAAUGGCAUUCAAACAUACAGUCGGCGAUGUUUAAAAAAUAUAUUUUUUAAAUAUUACUACCAUUUAAAAAUACUUUCGGAAUACAAAAGGAAUUGUUGUUUUAAGUCUUCUCAUUUAUUUCAUCAUUCUAAAAUGGGUAUCUGAGGUUAAACACUGAUGUGCAAUUUAAAAUGGAAAAUGUAUGAAUCUGCAUUAACGUUUUUAGUGUUUAUUAUGUUUGCACAAAUUAAUCGGUAAUAUUAUUCAGAUUCAUAUAUUUAAUCCGUUAUGAAAAAUCAUACCUCUAAAUCGUUAAAAAACAUACUUUCAUACCUUUGAUGGUGUUAAAUUUUGAUAUACGAAUAUAUUACAUGAUUUGUUAAAACAUGCAUUUAAUUAAAUAAAGAUUUUAUUAAUA
Messenger RNA from Aethina tumida (small hive beetle), 2660 nucleotides. RefSeq lists its product as uncharacterized. The transcript is spliced from 8 exons. The coding region runs from base 116 to 2113 and encodes 665 amino acids. The record is from RefSeq and is a predicted model, not a curated record. NCBI's taxonomy places the organism in Eukaryota, Metazoa, Arthropoda, Insecta, Coleoptera, Nitidulidae.